AGUCACGCGCCAUUCACCGCGUAGGAUGCGCGCGCGCCGUUGCGCUUUCGGAUUUUAAAUUCUAGUGACAAAGUGCUAUGGUAUAGUUGUGAAGUGUCGAUAUUACUUGUCACGAAACGGUGUGCGUAAGUGGAUUGAUGCGAUGUGAUAUGUGAAAAUUGUUCUUGGUGAACUGGUGUUUACAUUUUCAUGUAAUGUCAAGAUGGAGAGCGCAAUGCGAUGACAAGCACGGCUCUGGUGGCACUCAUUCUAUGGGUGUCAGCGUGCGCGGCGCGCGCGCAGCUCCGGCCAGCCGACGCGCCGCUUGCUAUUAACGAUACACGAUGCGGUGCAGAAUGUAUACGGUGCGCGGCAGACGGCUGCGUGAAGUGCACCAGACUGCUGGUAUGGCCAGAAGGCACGUGCACACACACAUGCCCUGCCGGAACCCGCGAAUCUUGGGCACACGAUGAUCGACUCAUGGGCCGUGUCUGCUACCCGGCCCAAACAUACAACGAAAUACUUGUCGGUGGUACAUGCGGUGCUGUGGCUUGUAUAGCACUAAUAGCAGCGGGUGCUGCGUAUGCUCGGUGUAGAUCCAGCGCACGGGCACAAGCUCAACCGCUGCCGCAACGGCCGAGGCACGACGAUGAUACCCAUCUCAGGGAAUUCCAUAAACAGCUUGACUGUUUAAGACCACACGCUUACACAUUGCUAGCAAUACUGAACCAUACACGGAAUCAAGUGAGAGAACUAUACCAACUUGGGAACAACGACGCCGCUAUGGCAUACAGUUGUGUUCUAAGUGAUCUGGCGAAGUUACUCAUCUUACUCAACAAACAACACGUACCAGUCGUACCAGAAGAAUGGCCACGGCUAGCUACUUGGGCUGAAAGAAUAUUGAAACGAUACAACCGAACAGCCGUCACUCAAUUACAACAAGAGAGUCAACUUGUUAAUAUCAUCGAUACUCCCGCGAGUCACGGAUCCGAUUCAGAAGGAACACAACAGUCGUUCUCAACAUUCAAACCGCCUUCGUAUUCGCCUACAUCUUACGACAGCAACAUAGACAAAGAGCUAGAGAGCCAGUGUGAAUGGAGUGACGUAGGGAGACCUCCGAGUUACACUCAAAUUGAAAGAGAGAGAGAAACGAUAGUGCUGUCAGAUCCUUGGGAAAGAAGACCUAUUGUGAGGCGAGAAAGCGUUUGGCUUGAAGACGAGCUUUUCGAGAUGACUAGGCGGCCACAAGACGAACUUACUACCGAACUUUAGUUAUAUAGUUUAUAUUUAAUUAUUUUUUGUUCAUAAUCUAUAAAUUUAUAAAGGUAGUUUUCUUUUCGUUUUUGUUUAAAGUUUAAAUGAUAACAC
Molecule: messenger RNA, 1347 nt
Organism: Diatraea saccharalis (sugarcane borer)
Lineage: Eukaryota; Metazoa; Arthropoda; Insecta; Lepidoptera; Crambidae
Source: the annotation of a GenBank genome assembly